AAAAAGAGAGUGUGGAGGGACUGGGAUUGGCCUGGCCUGGCAGAGGUGCAGGACUCAGGUAGGAAUGCUCUCACCAAUGGAAGCAGGGAGUCAGGCGGCACAAGCCCUGCGGGGUGGGCUGUGAAGCCCCGGUCCCACCGCUCCUGCAGCUUGCUGCCAGCCCUGCCCCGUGGGCUGCUCUAAACCUGAAACUGGGGUAGCUGGCUGGAGUCUGUGACCUCUGACCCCAAUAUGACCUUUGACCCCUGCUUCACCAGCCCCCGCACUGUGACCUCUAUCCCUUCCUUCCUUCAGGGACCUGAUUUCCCAUCGCCUUCUGUCCCGCUAAAGGGUUCAGAUCCUGAGGAGGCGUCCCAGGCCCAGGAAGACCCUGGCCAAGGAGACCUGCAGGUCUGUGCCGAGAAGGCGGACCCGGAGCUGGAGCCCGCGUCGAGGGGAGGGCAGGAGCCGCGGCCCCCGCAAGCCCAGGUAGGCGGGAGUGGCCCGCGGCUGCUCUCAAGAUCCGGAGCGGAUUCCGGGCGGGUAGCGCUCCUGCCCAGGGCUGCGAGCCUCCCGCGACCCAGGGCGCUCGGGGCAGGGGCGGGGAAAGAAGGGGCGCCCCGUCACUUGCCCCCUCUGCAGACCAAGGCCGCGUCCCAGAUCCUGGAGAACGGGGAGGAGGCCCCGGGGCCGGACCCCUCACUCGACCGCAUGCUCAGUAGCAGCUCCUCCGUGUCCAGCCUUAACUCCUCCACGCAGAGCGGCAGCCAGAUGAGCCUGUCCGGCGAGGCGGAGGCGGUGCAGGUCCGCGGCUCCGUGCACUUCGCGCUGCACUACGAGCCGGUUGCCUCCGAGCUGCGCGUGCACGUGAUCCAGUGCCAGGGCCUGGCCGCUGCCCGACGCCGCCGCUCGGACCCCUACGUCAAAAGCUACCUCCUCCCGGAUAAGCAGAGCAAGCGCAAGACGUCAGUGAAGAAACGGAAUCUGAAUCCGGUUUUCAACGAGACUCUCCGGUACUCCGUCCCGCAGGCCGAGCUCCAGGGCCGCGUGCUGAGCCUGUCCGUGUGGCACCGCGAAAGCCUGGGUCGCAACAUCUUUCUGGGUGAAGUUGAAGUGCCCUUGGACACGUGGGACUGGGGCUCUGAGCCCACCUGGCUCCCCCUGCAGCCCCGGGUCCCACUCUCCCCAGACGACCUUCUGAGCCGCGGGCUACUCGCCCUGUCCCUCAAGUACGUCCCCGCCGACUCCGAGGGUGCUGGACUGCCCCCGAGCGGGGAGCUGCACUUCUGGGUGAAGGAGGCUCGGGACCUCCUGCCGCUGCGGGCAGGAUCCCUGGACACUUACGUACAAUGCCUGGGCUUUCGCCACUGAGCAGGGGUGAAGGGGACGGUUUGAGCAAAGGCCUGGAGUCAGGAAAGUUGAGGACACCUUUGAGAAGCUGCAUUUCAGUGUGACUGCCGCCUGUAGGACUUGUUGAAAAGCUGAGGCUGAGGGCUGCAGGGGUCCUUCCACAGAGAACCUGAGAGGGCAGGCUGUGGGGCUUGGCCCAGAACUUAUAGUUCAGUGGUCUUCAAAGUAAGCUUCCAGGGGACUUCUAGGGGUGCCUCCAGGUGCUGCCCCCACCUUUAGAUAGUGAAAUGGCGGUGGGCCGAUCACUUCUGGGUGUCCACCCUGAUGCAGCCAGAGGCGUUCUUUCUUUCAGGUAUUGUACUUCUGAGCAACACUGUAUUUUGCCCGGCGGGGGGGGUUCCCAGGCUUUGAAAACCUUGGAAACAGGCCAGCCAUGGUGGCUCACGCCUGUAAUCCCAGCACUCUGAGAGGCUGAGGCAGGGGGAUCACCUGAGGUCAGGAUUUCUAGACCAGCCUGACCAAGAUGGGUGACACCCCGUCUCUACUAAAAGUACAAAAAAUUAGCCAGGCGUAGUGGCGGGGGCCUGUAAUCCCAGCUACUUGAGAGACUGAGGCAAGAGAAUCACGGGAACCUAGAAUGCUGUAGUAAGCCAAGACCAUGCCACUGCACCCCAGCCUGGGCAAAACAGAGUGAGACUCUGUCUCAAAAAAAAGAAAGACAGAAAGAAAGAAAGAAAAACCUUGGAAACUGCUUGAGGAGGGGUGGUGGUGGAGCAACAGGGAGAUAAUGAAAGUCACUGAGCCAGCGAGAGUAGCAGAAUUGCAUUUCAGAGACAUUGCUCUGCAGCCCUGUGAAUAGGAGUUGUAACUUUGUCUUUAUUAUUAUUAUUAUUUUUAAGACGCAGUCUC
This is a messenger RNA of Piliocolobus tephrosceles (Ugandan red Colobus), 2238 nucleotides long. Its product is annotated as synaptotagmin-like protein 1. Lineage: Eukaryota; Metazoa; Chordata; Mammalia; Primates; Cercopithecidae. Gene Ontology annotation, molecular function: neurexin family protein binding. The record is from RefSeq and is a predicted model, not a curated record. Gene Ontology annotation, cellular component: exocytic vesicle; plasma membrane. Gene Ontology annotation, biological process: exocytosis. Bases 232 to 1350 code for a protein of 372 amino acids. The transcript is spliced from 8 exons.